This is a messenger RNA of Limanda limanda (common dab), 1374 nucleotides long. It is a transcript of the gene sowahab, whose product is annotated as sosondowah ankyrin repeat domain family member Ab. The coding region runs from base 1 to 1374 and encodes 457 amino acids. Lineage: Eukaryota; Metazoa; Chordata; Actinopteri; Pleuronectiformes; Pleuronectidae. The record is from RefSeq and is a predicted model, not a curated record. Gene Ontology annotation, molecular function: protein binding. The transcript has a single exon.
AUGGCUCUGACCCAGGAGUCCGUCCUGUCCUUUCUGCUGGAGCACGGAGGGAAGGUGCAGAACUCGGAGCUGGUGAACAAUUUCAGGAGCCAGAUCAACUGCAGCGAUCCCGCGGAAAAGCUGCACAAUAGAGACCUGUUCAAGAGGCUGGUGAACAGCGUCGCUGUGGUCCGACAGAUCGACGAGGUGAAGUUUGUGGUCGUGAAGAAAAGGUACCAGGACUUUGUCAGAGAGCACGAUGCAUCGCCCGAAGCGCCUCUGGACCUCAGUUUCUCCGGCUGCACAUCUCCUCAUCGAGCCGAAGCAGCCAGGAUGAUUUGUACCGACAUUGAAAACAACAAUAUAGACAGCCCACUAAACACGUAUUGCAAUUAUCAUUAUGGUGACGACGGAAAGCAUGUGCCUGCAGGGAGUGUGCGGCAGAGAAUUCCGUUAUCCAGGAGUCUAAGCAGCCUGGACGCAACCACUGUCAAAGUUUUAAAUAUCUCCGGAGAUCAUGAGAUUAAAGCAAGAAAAUCUGGAGCUGUCUUCGCUGUGAUAGCAGUGAAAUCCCCUCAGAGAGACCCGGCACCAGCAGUACAUGGAUCACAUUACAAAGUGCAUGGACAUGAAUCUUCAGGCAAAAAAAUCACUUCGGUAACAGAGGCUUCUCCACCAUCAGUAACUCUACAUUCUAACUUUCCAGCAUGCAAGAAGGAUGCAGUGAGGGGACAUCAAGUCCAGAAAACCAGGCAAACAGAGGACAUGCAGCCUCCAGGGAUUCCCCAGGCAAGGCCCCAAAACAAGACCACAAGACCACCAGAAGAUGCUAAGGACACAGAGUCUGUGCCUCUGGAGCCAUUAGCUCAUGAGUGGUUGGUGAAGUGUGCCGCUGGACUGUGGGGGCAGAUCCAUGCUCUGCUGCUGAAGGACACACGGUUAGCACAGAAAAAAGACUUCAUGUCAGGUUUCACAGCGCUACACUGGGCCGCCAAGGAUGGCAACAGCGAGAUGAUACACAAGCUCAUGAAGAUCUCCAGAAAGAGAGGCACUUACAUCAACGUCAACAGCAAAUCACACGGAGGAUACACUCCUCUACACAUCGCAGCCAUGCACGGCCACACUCAGGUGAUGGUUGUGCUUGUGCAGAGGUAUGGAGCCAGUGUUAGUGAGAGAGAUAAUGCCGGUAAGAAGGCCUUUACCUACCUGGGUGAAGAUGUGUCAGCUGAGGUCAGAGCACUUCUGGGAGGACUGCAGCCGGCUAAGUACAGGGAGAGGACAGAGGAAGACGACUACAGAGAGCACCCCAAAGGCCUCAACACUAUAAGUAAACUGUUCCAGCCUCACAUAGGGAGGAAACACAAGACUACAGCAAAGUUUGCCCACGAUUGGUGA